Molecule: messenger RNA, 1270 nt
Organism: Zea mays
Lineage: Eukaryota; Viridiplantae; Streptophyta; Magnoliopsida; Poales; Poaceae
Exons: 1
Coding region: 195-974 (259 amino acids)
Source: RefSeq, marked validated
AACGAAGGCAACUGUUCCUGUGCACCUCGCCCCCUAUAAGCGCUCCUCCCGAAGCCCACCACCACACAUGCCACCUUCGCUUCUCCCCCUUCCCUUUCUUUGGUCAGUCCCAAACCCUAACAGCCCACCACCCUCCGCGACGAGGAGGCAGAGUGGGGCUUAAACCCUACCGCCCCCGAAGCCCAGCGGCGGCCAUGAAGACGCUGUGCCCCAAGCCCGGAAAGGGCGGCAAGAUCCACCCUUCGCCCGCCGAGGACCCCACCGCGGCGGCAUUCCGCCUCCUCCCGGCCGCCAUCCUCGUCCUCGUCGCCGGGCUGUGCCCCGAGGACCAGCGGGUGCUGGCCCACCUCGUCACGCGCUCGUUCCUGCUGGGCUGGGACACCAUCACGGCGCCGCCGCCGGAGCAGGCGCGCGGGGGCCCGCGUCGCAGGCGCGGCCACCCGCCCACCGUCGGGUGCCUGUGCUUCCAGUGCUACGGCAGCUUCUGGUCGCGGUGGGACUGCUCCCCGCAGCACGACCGCAUACACGCCGUCCUCGACGCCUUCGAGGAGCACCUCAACGCCGCCGAGUCCGCCGCCGCCGCCACCGCCACCCCUCCCUCCUCCAAGCGCCGCGACAAGGGAAAGCGCAGCAGGGCUCCUGCCGCUACUACACCUCCGCCACAGCCGCCGACGCGGGGCAGCCCCGAGUCCCAGGAGCCCCCAUCCGAGGUGGCGCAUGAACCCUCGGCGCCGCUCCUCCCUUCCUGCCCUUGUACCCCGCCACCACCGGCCCCCGCGGCGUGCCUCUCCGAGAACAAGGAGAAUGUCCCGGAAGAGACUGGCGCGGAGGCCAAAGCGGAGCAAUGCGGCGGCGAGGUGGCGGCGGAGGCCGAUGAAGAGAGGAAGCGCGGGUGGGCGGACGUGAUGGGCGGGGUGCUGAACCUGCGCCGCUGGGGGAUUUGGAGCCCCGCCGUGGAGAGCGGCGCCACCUAGGUGCGGCAGGCGGCCAAUGGCAUUCCUGUAAAUGCUGGGCCUGUCUAGGGUACUUUUGGCAAUAGAUCGGACUGCGCACGCAGCAGCAGAGGUAGAGAGAGAGAGAGAGAGAGAGAGAGAAGCGCUGGUAACUCUUUUCUCUCCUCUGUUGGGGGCAGGGAAAUGGUGAUCUGCAAGCGCGGGUAGCUACUGUAUUUUGUUGGUAAUUAUGGCAACUAAUGAUGGUGCAACUGCAACUGAAACAAGAUGGACAUCACUUGGUGCUUGAUAACUGUGUGGAUUCUGGUCUUGGCCAA